UGACAUUGUUACAGCGAGUGCAAGCGUCAGCUUCCACUGAAAAAUUAAUCACCUGAAACUCAGAAAAAUGCAAAUGAAACUACUCAUUUGAAGCUGGAGAAGGAGAGAUGAAUACGCAAAAGGAGUUCGUGGUCAACAUGGCGGCGAGGGAAGGAAGCGAAGAAGUAAGGAGACGAACGACAGAAACUCCUUCCUGGGCUCCUGGAGGAGCUGAUUACGAUCCAAGUCUACCAUAUGGACCUAAAGUUUAUCUUGCUCGGCGAAAAAAGCCAGAUCCUUGGUGGGUGACGUCGAUUGAGAUAGCAGUAGUAAUUGGAGUUCUUCUCUUCUUUGUAUACAUGUAUUACUAUAUGGACCAUCUCCAUUUCCAUGUCAUCCGUGCUUAUGCAUACGCCGGCAGCUCACAUGCUCAGCAUCACCUUGGGCAUAAAUAUCUGAGAGGUCGUGGGACAAACAAAGAUGAGAGCCAAGCAAUGUAUUGGUUUAGGAGUUUGUUGCUUUUCAGAGAAGCUGCCAAGAAUAAGCAUCCACAUGGUGCAUAUAAUCUUGUAGCUGGACAUAUCCAGGGAUACGACACCGAUGUACAAGAACAUGAAGUUGAACCUCUGUUACAAAUGGCAGCUGAAAAUGGAGUUGAAGAAGCCAAGAAAGCACUGAAAGAUCUGUACCCUCAUAAGUACUCCUGACGGCAAUCUAGUGCUGUAGUAGAAUGGUAGUUAUACAGCACAAAGAAUAAAUAGCACCCACUGACAACUUAUCCCCUUUCUACAUUCUAAUAAUUUAGAUAUAAUGCAUGCUUUAUUAUGAUGCUUUGGUUAAAGAGAUUUACAUCCAAUGUACAUUAUCCUGAGCACAUCACAAUAUGAUUGGUUACAUUAUAAUUUAAAAAUUACAAAAAAUUGGACUUGAAUAUUUCAGCCUUUAAGGAUAUAGAAAUCUAAAAUAGAGCAAGUCCCACUCUCAACUGACUAUGCAUACCUACAUUAUGCACCUCCUUCCUUCCAGCUUGGCUCCUCUCACUAGGGGAAAUCCUUGAUCCAGCUCUGCUGUAGUUGUAUCAUCUUAUUUAUUAUAAUAGCAAAGUAUUCAUUGUAAAUAUAGGAUGUUAAGUUAUGCAUUUUGCAUGCAAUUAUUUCUAAGUGACAUGAGGUUUCUUAGGCUGACAAAAGUGGCUCCAUCCCACUAGAUCAAUUUGCUAUCAAUUCUGGUAUUAAGGAAUUUAUAAUUAAAUAAAGAAAUGAAAUAACUGUCCUCUGGAGUGAAGAAUGUAAAAAUUAUAACUGGACAUCACAGUUGGUGUACAACUUGCCUGAGUGAUCAAAUCCAGGCCCAACUUUGAUGGGUAAAAUAUCAUUAUUUCAAAAAACAACACUCACACUAAUAAUUUUAUUCUUUUAUUGAUUUUAAACUAACUUGGAGUAGGGCCUGCAAAUUGUAAUAAAAACAGAAAUAUUUG
Exaiptasia diaphana is the source of this 1456-nucleotide messenger RNA. Its product is annotated as secretory immunoglobulin A-binding protein EsiB. Gene Ontology annotation, molecular function: protein binding. Bases 108 to 686 code for a protein of 192 amino acids. The transcript is spliced from 6 exons. The record is from RefSeq and is a predicted model, not a curated record. NCBI's taxonomy places the organism in Eukaryota, Metazoa, Cnidaria, Anthozoa, Actiniaria, Aiptasiidae.